Pediculus humanus corporis (human body louse) is the source of this 1293-nucleotide messenger RNA. Its product is annotated as Flotillin-2, putative. Gene Ontology annotation, biological process: regulation of myoblast differentiation; protein localization to plasma membrane. Gene Ontology annotation, cellular component: plasma membrane. The transcript has 3 exons. The record is from RefSeq and is a predicted model, not a curated record. The coding region runs from base 1 to 1293 and encodes 430 amino acids. NCBI's taxonomy places the organism in Eukaryota, Metazoa, Arthropoda, Insecta, Psocodea, Pediculidae.
AUGGGACAAGUGCAUGUUACCAAUCCACGAUACGUUUUAGUCGUGUCUGGAGGUUGCUGUUCGCGAAAAAAAAAAUCAUUUUAUAUUGGUGGAUGGGCUUGCGUGUGCGCUUGUGUGACAAACGUUCAAAAAAUUUCACUUGAGCUGAUGACUUUACUUCCUUAUUGCGAAGAUGUAGAAACUUCUUUAGGUGUUCCUCUUACUGUUAGUGCCACGGCUCAGUGUAAAGUAAUAAAAGACAAAGAACUUCUUAAAAUCGCUUGCGAACAAUUUCUAGGGUACGAUAUUGAAGAAAUAGAAUUUGCCAUUCGUAGUACACUCGAAGGUCAUUUGCGGUCAAUUUUAGGAACAUUGACCGUAGAAGAAGUAUAUCGCGAUCGAGAUAAAUUUGCAUCUCUUGUGAGAGAUGUUGCGUCUCCAGAUGUUGGAAGAAUGGGAAUUGAAAUUAUUUCGUUCACGAUAAGAGAUAUAAGUGAUAAAGUUGGAUACUUAUCUGCAUUGGGAAAAGCUCAAACGGCCAUUGUAAAAAGAGAUGCAAAUAUUGGCGUGGCAGAAGCAAAUAGAGAUGCGGGAAUUAAAGAAGCAGAAGCAGAAAGAGAAGCAAAGAAUUUUAAAUAUAUGACAGAUUCCAAAAUAGGAAAAAAUGAAAAUAUGUAUAAUUUGCAAGUAUCAGAAUUUGAAAAAGAAAUUCAAACUGCACAAGCUGGAGUUGCUUUAGCCUACGAACUUCAAACAAAUAUUUUACAACAGAAAAUAAAAGAAGCUGAAGUAAAAGUAACAAUCGUAGAAAGAAAGAAAUUAAUUGAAGUUGAAAAAAAUGAAGUUAUACGUAAAGAAUUAGAAUUAACGAGUUUAAUAAGGUUACCCGCGGAAGCAGAAGCCUUCGAGCUGGAAACAAUUUCGGAGGGAAAAAAAAUUGAAAAAAUAGCAGAAGCCAGCGCUUCGGCGGAAAAAAUAAAAUUGUUAGGUAACGCCGAGGCUUUUAAAGUUAGUAAAAUUGGUGGAGCCGAAGCUAAUGGAAUGUUAAAAAAGGCUAAAGUUUUUACUAAUUACAAUGCAGCUGCUAAACUAGCUCUUAUAACAAAUAGUUUACCAUUAAUUGCAUCAACAAUUUCCGCACCCCUCUCGAAAAUAGAUGAAAUUCUUUAUUUGGGACGAACAAAUGAAUUUCUAGACAAUGUAAAUGCUCUAUUUGGAAAAAUCCCACCUUCUUUGAGAACCAUUGCCGGAAUUGAUGUCAUAAAUGUCUUGCAAUCAAGACUUAAUGCUAUAAGGAGGUUCAAAACGACCUGA